Messenger RNA from Chlamydomonas reinhardtii, 2432 nucleotides. RefSeq lists its product as uncharacterized. The record is from RefSeq and is a predicted model, not a curated record. The transcript has 7 exons. NCBI's taxonomy places the organism in Eukaryota, Viridiplantae, Chlorophyta, Chlorophyceae, Chlamydomonadales, Chlamydomonadaceae. The coding region runs from base 271 to 1659 and encodes 462 amino acids.
AGGAACCCGCCGCGGCGAGGCACGCCGCGCGCAGCAGCAACAUGCUGGCAAGCUUGCGAAGACGUCCACAAGUAAACCCAACAUGGCUGUGAAAAACGUUUCCGGUCUGCUGGACCUGCUGUCGGGAAGGGAGCCUCCAAAGUGCAGGCGGGCUGAGACUGGCCUGGAGCUAGGGACCGCGGAAGCCACGCUGGAGGACAUGCUCGUGGCCGGCGGGCGUCCGCUGCGACGGCAGAAGACUGCGAUCGGGGUGACACGGCGCUUCACUUGAUGGUGAAGCGCUGCCUGCGGCGACAAUAUUACCCAGACCCGCCACAGCAGGCGCGCCCGGCUGCGGAUGGCGCCUGCCAGCACUCAAGGCGGGCUCGGUACUUGAGGAGGGCGCUGCCGGUGCUGCUGCAGGCCGGUUUCGACCCAAACACCCCAGACGCCAAGGGCCGCACCGCCGUGCAGCUGCUGCGCAAGGGCCUGCAGCACAAGCGCUACAGCGAGGAGCGCGGGGCGGAGCUGCGGCGGGCCGGCCGCCGGGCGGAUGCAGCGGGGCUGGCGCGCAUGCGGAAGGCCAUCCAGCGGGCGCUGGCGGCGUGCAGCAGCAGCAGCGGCAGCAGCAGCAGCGGCAGCGGUGGAGGAGCAGGAGGAGCAGGAGGAGGAGCAGGAGGAGGAGCAGGAGGAGGAGGACGGGGAGGCGGUGCCGCCGCCGACACCGGCGGUGGUGGCGGCAGUGCUGAGAAGGAGCGUAAGCAGCAGCAGCGCCAGCAGCAGCGCCAGCUGCGGGUGGCUGGUGGCGGCGCGCCGAAGCGGCAGCGGCCCCCGCCGCCUGCUGCUGCUGCUGGGGAGGGUGAGGGCGGCGGCGGCGAGCGGCCGAAAAAGGUGCUGCGGCGCAGCAGCCCCCCGCCGCCCGCCUCACCGUCGCCUGCUGCUGCCUCACCAGGGCGUGACGAGCGCUACAGCCAGCUGCUGCUGGCCGCCGCCAGUGCUGCCGCCGCCGCCGCCGCCUCAUGUGGCACAGGCGGCGCAGGUGCAGCAGGUGCAGCAGCAGGUGCAGCAGCAGGAGGGGGGGGGGAGCAGGAGGAGGCGGAGGAGGAGGAGGAGGAGGCGGAGGUGGGGCCCGCUCCGGUGCUGGGUUUCAGCCGCCAGUACAGCAGCACACGUGUGACGGAGCUGCCUUUUGAGUUCACCAGCUGGAUGUGCCGGCAGCCGGGCUUGUUCGUGGGCAGGCCGGAGACGCUGCGGCAGCUGCUUGUGUGGAGGGUGGUGCGGCCGGUUGCGCCGGCAGGCCUGCCGCUGACGCCCAUUGCGGCAGCAGCAGCCCGCUGGUCCGACCAGGAGGCGGCGGCGGCGGCUGAGGCGGCACUGGCGGCGGCAGCAGAGGAUGCGGCCAAGACCUACGUCACCGGCUACGAGCCGGUGUGGCGGCCGCAGCCGGCCACGGAGGCCGAGCUGUGUGAGGCGAGGGCCGCCGAGCAUGAGUUCGGCACCCGCUACUUCGGCUGCCGGCUGAGCUGCCUGCCUCAUAGCUACCUGGAGUGGAUGUGUGCCGGCCACGUGCAGUUCUGGGACCUGUCCCAGCCGUCCAAGCGGCUGCUGCUGCGGCGGCUGGAGGUGCUGGGGCGGCUGCGGUAUGACACGGAGACGGGCCGCGUGGAGGUGGCGCACUAGCUACUAGCUACUAGCGGUGGGUGAUGGGCGCGAGGGCACCUUGGCCCGAGAACGCCCGCUUUGGUUGCUUUCAGGUGCUGCAGGCGCGGUGGUUGGCCUGGGCGCGACGCUAAGUUUUUUGUGUUUUGGCCGGCGGAUGGGCCCAAGCACCUAUAGUGCUAGCAUCUUGCUUACGUACGGGUGGUGGAUAGCGAAGAGCGCCACAGAGUACGCUGCUGGGAUCACUUCUGCCGCUGUAGGCACAGCUGUAGGGGACCAUGACCCUGCACGACCAUCCUCAAUUCCGCUGUGGGCACCCCAGCUAUGUUCGGGCGCCGAGGUACAAAGUCGGAAUGUCGAGUAACCGUGGCGAUCUAAAUGGUAUGUAGGAUAUGUGCAUGAUGCGGUGUCUGGCCGAUAGCUAGGGACGGCCGACUGGGGCCAGAGAGGACGGGCCAGGGACGGUACCCCAAAUGGACGGCAAUUAAGUGGGGGUUGUGCUGGAUAUGUACCAACUAUGCAUUAGGUUGACGUUGCAGCGAAUGUGGAAGCAGGGGGCGUCGGGGAUGGUCGGGUAACAGCCGCGGCAGGUGCCGAGGGGUUGCAGGUUGCAUGUCAGCGAUAUCGGGGUAAGAGCUGGACUGCAUGUCAUUACAUAGCCAUCAAAUCGGGGCGCCGGUUUGGUUAAGAAAGGUUGAGCUCGGACAGCACCUGAAAGGUUGAGCACGGACGCAUACGCGCACAGGCGCUGUAUGCAACUUUGACCGGCGAGCUGCGAUGGAAAUACGCCCGCG